This is a messenger RNA of Entamoeba nuttalli P19, 384 nucleotides long. RefSeq lists its product as hypothetical. The transcript has a single exon. Gene Ontology annotation, molecular function: protein tyrosine phosphatase activity. The record is from RefSeq and is a predicted model, not a curated record. Gene Ontology annotation, cellular component: cytoplasm; nucleus. NCBI's taxonomy places the organism in Eukaryota, Evosea, Mastigamoebida, Endamoebidae. Bases 1 to 384 code for a protein of 127 amino acids.
AUGGAUAUUGAAGUAGAUUAUAUCAAUGAUGAACAAUUAAUCCAACUCAUGAAGGAUGAGAAAAUUAAACUACAAAUAUUCGAUGUUCGUUCAAGUGAUGUUGGGACUUGUGUAAUUCACGGAGCAAUCAACUACAGAGUAACUGAAUUUAUGAAGAAAAUUCCUCAAAUUCUUGAGAAGUAUCAUAAUUAUAAUUACAUAGUUGUUCACUGCAUGAGGUCACAACAACGUGGACCAAAAUGUGCUCGGGCAUUAAAAGAAGCAUUUAUUACUUCAAAAUAUUUUUCAACAUCCAACGUCUCUAUCGUGAUACUGGCAGGUGGUUUUAGUAACUUUUUCAAUAAACACUUUCAAGAAGAAGAUCUUUUUGAUUCAAUUGAAUAA